AUGAAAACAUACAUCCUUUCUUAUCUAUCACUCCUCUUGGUAUGUGUUAGAGCAAGCGCUAAUCCGGAGGCGCUGUCGACCGUCCAUGCACGAGGCCCUGAUGGCGGGAUAGUCUCCACACAACCAGAGCCCGGUGUUGUGAGUCAAUCUCAAGCAGCCUCUCAAGGUUCAGGUAGACCAGAAGGACUCUCCAGUGAGGACAAAGCUGGACGUUUCGGAUCAGGCCACCACGGCGCCACGCUGUCGCACCCUCCGGUUUGCACCGACGUCCUGGCAUCGGUCGACGACAUUUUAUGUGUCUACACGUACGCCUCGUUCAGUGACGGCAGAGGUAUCUCCAUAUUCACGACCCCAGCCGUCCAUGAGCACUUCUCUCAGCUCCUGGAACGACACUACUCCUCGCCCGAUCCCGACAUCAAUGCUGGCCCUUCCAAAUGGACUUCGAGGUUCAUCCGCGGCAAAGGCAUUGGUGUCGUGGCGACCACUGCGCUUGCCUACGGCGAGAAGCUUUCGUCCUUCACCCCGGUGUUAUUGGUGCUUCUGGACGAGCAAUCACUGACGCCUCUGGAAAGAGAACAUUAUCUCCGGACGGCCAUCCUGCAACUGCCGGCCCCGACUCGCUCGCAGUUUUUGGCCCUGACGCGCAUAUACGACGACGAUCGCAUCGAGGUCCAAGACAUCAUCAAAGCCAACUCGUUUGAACUCCAGGUUGGUGGGAUCAUGCACCUCGCCGUGUUCCCAGAGAUAUCGCGGCUCAAUCACGACUGUGCCCCCAACGCCCAGUACUACAUGCAGCCCGAGGCACUGACGCAUGUCCUCCGCGCCACCAGGGAUGUGCGAGAAGGAGAAGAACUGAGCAUCUCUUACAUCGAGCCUCUUGGAAGUGCACGGAAGAGGGGUUAUCAUCUCAAAGCGGCGUUCCACUUCAUGUGCGGUUGCGACAGAUGUUCGGAUCCAGAUGCCUCGGACGCGAGAAUGUCGAAAAUUCAUGCACUCCACGACGCUUUUCAAGACUGGAGCUGGACGGAAGACGACGUACCCGAGGUCAUCGGCGAUCUUAGCUUCUCCCCUCCUCCACCAUCAAAGCACUACAAUCAUCCGAUCACCAACGCAGCAGAAUAUGUCAUUCAGCUGCACAAUGAAGAGGGCCUCGAAGGGUUUCUAGACACUCCGUUCGGCCACGCAGCACUCGCUUACGCAGGUCUGAAACAAGAGAAACCGGCCAUGCUGUACGCGAAGAAGGCUCUGAAAGCUCUGAGGUUGAGAUUCGGGCCGGCGGGGGGCGCAAACGCCGAAGUCUGGGAGGGCAUUCUUCGUGACGGCAUCCGAAAGCAUUGGAGCUGGGGGAAACGGCUAGGUGGUAAUGAAGGGCAUCACGAAUUAUAA
Molecule: messenger RNA, 1386 nt
Organism: Exophiala spinifera
Lineage: Eukaryota; Fungi; Ascomycota; Eurotiomycetes; Chaetothyriales; Herpotrichiellaceae
Exons: 1
Coding region: 1-1386 (461 amino acids)
Molecular function (GO): protein binding
Source: RefSeq, a predicted model, not a curated record